AUGAGUCUACUAGUGUGGAACUGUCGUGGGCUUGGGAACCUGCGUACAGAAAAUGAGCUCGUUACUUUGAUACGGGCUAAAGAUCCCUUUGUCGUGUUCAUAGCCGAAACAUGGGCAGAUGAUGCAAGGCUAGACCGUACGUUGAGCAAAAUAAAUUUUGAUCAGAAGUGGGUGGUGUCGAGGGUUAACAGAAGUGGUGGCUUAGUGUUAUUUUGGAAGAAUUCUGUAAACCUUAUUGUAGUAGAUUCACACAGGUAUUAUAUUGACACUAUUAUCAAUGGGAAUUCCAAGAAUGAGUGGAGAUUUACUGGCUUUUAUGGGGAACCUGAGACCUCAAGGAGAAUUGAAGCAUGGAACAAAUUGAGGAGGGAGCACAAUCAAAUGCAGUUAUUUAGAGAUGUGAUUGAUGAGUGUGGCUUCAUGGAUUUGGGUUUUGUAGGUUCAAAAUUUACAUGGGCAAGACACUUUGAUGAUGGACACUCUGUUAGACUAAGAUUAGAUCGGUGCCUGGCUACUAAUUCCUGGUUUCAUAAAUUUCCGGGAACUAGAGUCCAUCACCUUCAAUCUAUGUCAUCGGAUCAUUCUGCACUUUGGGUAAAUUUAUUAGGAUUGGAAGAGCCGAGUAGGAAGAAGUGCUUCAGGUUUGAGGAAAUGUGGUUGUCUGAGCCCUCUUGUGGUGAAACUAUUGAAGAAACUUGGAAUAAUACUUGUGAUCCAAAUCCAGGCUUAGCUAUCUUGAAAAAGGUGGCUCAAUGUGAACAUGAAUUAACUCGGUGGAGUAAGCAUAACUUUGGUCAUGUGAGAAGAGAAUUAGCAGAGAAGAAGAAAUUGCUUGUGGUGGCUGAAAAUGAAGCAAUAGUCAGUGGGAAAAACUCUCGGGUUAGGGUUCUCAAGGCUGAAAUUAAUAUCCUUCUAGAUAGAGAAGCUAGAAUGUGGUGCCAAAGGUCACGAGUCUUAUGGCUUAGUAAAGGCGAUAGCAAUACAGCUUUUUUCCAUAGCAAGGCAACAAAAAGGUUCAGGAAGAAUUUAAUCAGGGGGAUUAAAAAUGCUAGAGGUGAGUGGUUAACUGAGAGGGAGGAAAUGGGUUUGGAGCUGACAACCUACUAUGAAGAGCUUUUCUCCUCUUCACAUCCGAGCCUUACUGUGGAGGCUCUUGAGAAAAUCCCUUGCUUGGUGACGGAAGAGAUGAAUGCAGACUUGGUGCGUGAUUUUUCAGAAUUGGAAGUGUGGGAAGCUUUAAAUCAAAUGGCACCUUUAAAGGCUCCGGGUCCGGAUGGAAUGCCUCCACUCUUCUAUCAGCAUUUUUGGGAGCUUAUGAAGUUUGAUGUAACCACUGCCAUCCUCUCUUGGUUAAAUACAGGUACUUUACCCGACCCUAUAAACCAUACUCUUAUUACUCUUGUGCCAAAAGUUGAUAACCCUGAACUUGUGAUGGAGCUUCGACCUAUUAGUCUAUGCAAUGUUCUCUACAAAAUAUAUUCCAAGGUCCUAGCUAAUAGACUAAAGAAAUUCCUUCCAUCCCUAAUCACUGAACACCAAUCUGCUUUUGCUAAAGAUCGCCUAAUUUCAGAUAAUAUUAUGGUUGCCUUUGAAACCCUCCAUCAUAUGAAGCAUCAUAGCUCGGGUAGACAUGGUUUUAUGGCCUUAAAACUAGAUAUGAGUAAGGCAUAUGAUAGGGUUGCAUGGGUUUAUUUGGAGAAACUUAUGGAGAGAAUGGGAUUUUGCUCUAGGUGGAUUGCUCUUGUCAUGAGUUGUGUUAGAACGGUGACAUAUUCCAUUAUGGUUAAUGGUGAACCCAUGGGAAUGAUUCAUCCCAAACGUGGUAUAAGGGCAACUUAUGAGGAUUGUAAUAAUAUUUUGAAGUUGCUUGCUGAAUAUGAGUCGUUGUCGGGGCAAAAGAUCAACAAAGAAAAGACUGCAAUUUUCUUUAGCAAGUCUACAUCGGAAGAAGCAAAAGCAAAUAUCAAAAAUAUUCUCCAACUUCAAGAAGUUAAAUCCUACGAGAAGUAUUUAGGGCUGCCAUCUUUUGUGGGUAGGGGAAAAAAGGCGAGUUUUGAUUAUAUAAAAGAAAGGGUAUGGAGGAAGCUUCAAGGAUGGGAGAGCAAGUUGUUAUCACAAGUCGGUAGAGAGGUACUCAUUAAAUCUGUUAUCCAAGCUAUUCCUUCCUAUGCCAUGGGUUGCUUCAAACUUCCCAUUGGGCUUUGUGAGGAUAUUGAGGCUAUGAUAAGAAGAUAUUGGUGGGGCCAAAGGGGGGAUCGUAGGAAAAUUCAUUGGCUCCAUUGGAGUGAAUUAACGAAAUCUAAAAUGGUAGGAGGAAUGGGCUUCCGUGACUUGGCUCAUUUUAAUGAUGCUCUCCUAGCUAAGCAAGCGUGGUGUCUUAUGCACAAUAAGGACUCUCUCUUUUACAAGGUGUUUAAGGCGAAGUUUUUUCCUCAUGGCUCUCUAAUUGAUGCAAAAGAAUCCUCUUUCGGAUCGUAUGCUUGGAAAAGCAUCUUGAGGGAUCAUGACGUGGUCCUAGAAGGAGCUUGUUGGAGGGUAGGCAAUGGGAAAUCUAUCAAAAUCUGGCAACAUUAUUGGUUGCCACGAAAACACCCAACUAUGGUAGCAUCCCUGAUGGUGGAAUCUAUGGAGGAAGCUACUGUGGAUUGUUUGAUAGAUGAAGGGACACACACAUGGAAUGCUGACAUGGUGGAUGGAAUGUUUGCACCGGAAGAAGCAGAAGAAAUUAAGAACAUUCCAUUGACCCGGGAAGCAGAGGAUGGUUCUCACAUGGAGGCUCGGACUGAUCAUGAAAAAGGCUUAUGGAAGAAAAUCUGGGCUCUGGCAUGUUCGACUAAGGUGAAGAAUCUAGUUUGGAGAGCUUACCGUAACUCCCUUCCAUCAAAGAGCAAUCUUUUGCGUAGAACUAUUAUCACGGAUCAGACUUGUGUCCGUUGUCGAGGUGAAGCGGAAGACGUGAUUCAUGUAGUAUGGAGUUGUAAAAACCUGGAUUGUGUGUGGGAUAAGGAUACCGCAUGGAGUUUUCGGAACCAGACUUCUUUUUCCAGCUUCAGUGAAUUGAUGGCUUGGGUAUUUGAGCAUCAAUGGAAGCCAACUCUCUUUGCUUUCACGGUGUGGUCCAUUUGGACUCAAAGGAACCAAAUGCGCUCUCAACAACCAUGUUGCUCCCUGAACCUUCUUUCUCAAUUUGCAGCUGAGAGAUAUUCAGAAUACCAAGCUAUCUUACCGCCAUCUUCACCUAGUAGACCACGCAUGAGAACACGUUGGAAGCCACCUCCAUUGGACGUCUUCAAAAUUAAUUUUGAUGGAACCGUUUUUGCCGAAGAAAAUUGUCCAGGGGUGGGAGUUAUUAUCUGUAAUAGAGAAGGCUUGGUGCUUGCAGUCAUGAUAGAAAAAAUUCCCCAGCUCCUCCAGCCAAUUGAAAUUGAGGCCAGGGCAGCCACAAGGGCUCUUGAGUUUGCUAGGGAGGUGGGCAUCUCAGUAGCUAUUCUUGAGGGAGAUUCUUUGCUGGUGAUUAAGGCGUUAGAAACCAAGGACGUUGGACUUGCUCCAUUUGGUCUUUUGAUUCAGGAUGCUUACAGUUUUAUUCCAGCUUUUUCUUUAUUGUCUUAUUCUCAUACAAAGAGAGAGGGCAACCUAGUAGCACAUGAUUUGGCGAAGUUAGCUGUUACUAUCCCAAAUUAUGUAGUAUGGAUGGAAGAUGUUCCAUCGGAAGUUGUUGAUUCAUAUCAGGCUGAUUUGGCCAGAGUGGAGGACCGACAUGGAAUGUUUUAUCAAUCACUUCCUUCUGCAUUUGACUCACUGUAUAAUAUCAUUUCCAAGUUCAAAAAUGUAGGCCUCGAUGUAACUGAUGUGGUGUCCUUAUCAGGUUCUCAUACAAUAGGACUAGCUAGGUGUGCUGCCUUCAACAAUAGGUUGUUCAACUUCUCAGCAACUGGCCUUCCAGACAGUUCUAUGGAUACAAAUAUGCUGUUACAGUUGCAAGCAGUACUGUGCGGAAACGCUAGUAGCCAUGGCUAUAGUGCUGACCCAAACUUGGGAAACUCUACAACACCCCUAGAUCGAGACUCAACUAAUGAUUGUAACCAUUACUUUUAGAACUUGCUCAAUGGAAAGGCCCUACUUAGUUCCGACCAAGUUUUAUUGAAUAGUGAUGAAACUAAUCGUUUGGUUCAAAAGUAUAGCAUUAGUAUUAAUUGUUUCUUUGUGGACUUUGCCAAGUCCAUGGUCAAGAUGGGGAAUAUAAGUCCACUUACUGGGUCCCGUGGAGAGAUACGCAAGAACUGCAGGAGAGUGAAUUGA
This is a messenger RNA of Quercus lobata, 4302 nucleotides long. RefSeq lists its product as uncharacterized. NCBI's taxonomy places the organism in Eukaryota, Viridiplantae, Streptophyta, Magnoliopsida, Fagales, Fagaceae. Gene Ontology annotation, biological process: response to oxidative stress. The record is from RefSeq and is a predicted model, not a curated record. Gene Ontology annotation, molecular function: RNA-DNA hybrid ribonuclease activity; nucleic acid binding; heme binding.